Molecule: messenger RNA, 1483 nt
Organism: Hibiscus syriacus
Lineage: Eukaryota; Viridiplantae; Streptophyta; Magnoliopsida; Malvales; Malvaceae
Product: alpha/beta hydrolase domain-containing protein 17B-like
Exons: 5
Coding region: 120-1133 (337 amino acids)
Source: RefSeq, a predicted model, not a curated record
UAGAUCGGAGCCAUUCCCUUUCAUGAAUUCCUUCGAUUCUUAAACCAUCAAAACCCCAAAAACAGAAAUUUUGCCAAAACAUCACAAAAUGAAUACUUGCCGCGUAUUUUGAUCAUUGCAUGUCUUAUCCGGUUUCGUAUCUGAAAAAAAGAAAGAGAAGGAACUGGGCUUUUUUGUUCUACAGCGUUGUGUUGGUGAUAAUGGGGAACGUGACGUCGGGUAUGGCGGCAAAGUUUGCAUUUUUCCCACCGGAUCCACCGACGUAUGAUGUUCGCCGGGAAGAAAACGGGAGGCUGGCUAUGCCGGGGAUCACAGCUGACAUGAACAUGGAUGUUCAUUUGCUCGACACCAAAGGCAGCAAUAAGAUCGUGGCAAACUUUUGGAGACACCCCAUUGCCAAGUUAACCCUCUUGUAUUCCCACGGCAAUGCCGCUGAUUUGGGCCAAAUGCAUGAACUCUUCAUCGAGCUCAGGAAUCACCUCCGCGUCAAUAUCAUGAGUUACGAUUAUUCAGGAUAUGGAGGAUCAUCUGGCAAGCCAACCGAGCUCAACACAUAUUAUGACAUAGAGGCAGUGUACAAUUGUUUGAAGAAUGAAUACGGGAUUAAGAAAGAAGAUUUGAUAGUAUACGGGCAGUCCGUUGGAAGUGGACCGACCCUACAUUUGGCUUCUCAUUUACAAAGACCAAGGGGGGUUGUUCUUCAUAGUGCCAUUCUUUCAGGCAUUCGAGUCCUUUAUCCUGUCAAGAUGACAUUUUGGUUCGACAUCUUCAAAAACAUAGACAAAAUCCGACGAGUCAACUGUGCGGUUCUGGUUAUACAUGGCAUGAGUGAUGAGAUUGUGGAUUGGUCUCAUGGGAAACGAUUAUGGGAACUUUCAACGGAGAAGUACGAGCCUUUAUGGGUGAAAGGUGGUGGCCAUUGCAACUUGGAGACUUAUCCCGAGUACAUUAAACAUCUUCGCAAAUUCAUAAAUGAUAUGGAGAAGAUUCCCAUUCCGAUCACGAAUCCGGAGAAAGAACUCGAUUCUAAACCGAGUCUGGAAGAAUCUAAACACAGCGGAUGCUUGAGACUUAAGAAAAGGCUAUCUGGACCCAAAAAAGAGGAGCGCGACCGAGAGUUGGGAAGAGGGUAGCAGAUCAUUGUCUCUCCCCUACCAUUCAUCCGGCGCAGCCAUGGUUCUAGAGCUGAUAGGAACCGUAGAUUUUGAAUCAUUUGUGGGCUUUGUUCCAUCAGAAUAUCAGAGAGAGACGUGUGGUUCUGGGUCUAGGGUUUCUUGUAUAAUUUUUACCAAGUGAAAUAUAGAACUUAAAUGAUCCUCGAAAUUUUCCCAGGACUAAUAUUGUCCGAACCUCCAUUGAAGAGGCUCCCAGGUGCAUAAAUUCUUGUGUUUUUUUCCUACCCAAACCGAUUCAUCGUUUCUCAGCAUCUGGAACAGGCUUAGGCUUGAAGACCAAAAUGGCCCAAAGAUUGAGUGCUAUCUCA